Molecule: messenger RNA, 2338 nt
Organism: Epinephelus moara (kelp grouper)
Lineage: Eukaryota; Metazoa; Chordata; Actinopteri; Perciformes; Serranidae
Gene: mbd3b
Product: methyl-CpG binding domain protein 3b
Exons: 8
Coding region: 173-1066 (297 amino acids)
Molecular function (GO): DNA binding
Source: RefSeq, a predicted model, not a curated record
CGCGACGACAAAGAGACGAGAUGUUGUUAGCAGGGAGAUCCCAUUACAGAGGACGCAUGUUGUAAUAUGGUCGAAACAAAGCAAUAGGCCUGCCAUCCAAAAACAAAUCCUAAAAUCCAAUCUGGUUAUCCGCAGUAACUUUUAGUGGAUUUAUAGGCUACUCGCGUGGGAAAUGGAGAAGAAAAGGUGGGAUUGCACUGCUCUCCCCAAGGGCUGGAAAAUGGAAGAAGUGACCAGAAAGUCGGGUUUGUCAGCUGGAAAAAGCGAUGUCUAUUAUUUUAGCAGAGGAGAAGAGCAAGAUGAGGAACAGAGGCAAGAGAGGGGGGAGGCGGGUCGGUUGUAUAGUUUGUGUCCAUCUGGGAAGAAGUUUCGGAGCAAGCCUCAGCUGGCCCGUUACCUUGGUAACCAGAUGGACCUCAGCUCCUUUGAUUUCCGCACGGGGAAGAUGCUGAUGAGCAAGCUGAACAAGAACCGGCAGAGACUGCGCUAUGAUAACAACAACCAAAACAAGGGCAAACCUGACUUGAACACAUCACUACCAGUCAGACAGACAGCCUCCAUCUUUAAGCAGCCUGUUACCAAGGUUACCAACCACCCAAACAACAAAGUGAAGACAGAUCCUCAGAAAGCCGUUGACCAGCCCAGACAGCUAUUUUGGGAGAAGAAACUCAGUGGUCUUAAUGCUUAUGACAUCGCAGAGGAGCUGGUGAAAACAAUGGAACUGCCUAAAGGGCUACAAGGUGUCGGUCCAGGCUGCACAGACAAGACUCUCCUGUCAGCUAUUGCAAGCGCUCUGCACACCAGCGCCGCUCCCAUCACCGGCCAGCUGUCUGCAGCCGUGGAGAAGAACCCAGGAGUCUGGCUCAACACCACGCAGCCGCUGUGCAAGGCCUUCAUAGUCACUGAUGAGGACAUCAGGAAACAGGAGGAGCUGGUGUACAGUGUGAGGAAAAGGCUGGAGGAGGCACUGAUGGCUGAUAUGUUGGCCCAUGUCGAGGAGGCUGCCAAUGACGGAGAGGCUCUGAAGGAGGAAGGCAACGGCAGUGAAGAUAUGGAGAGUGUAUAGCACAGGGUUUUGUUCGACGCCUGCACACACACGACCAUGAACAGUAGGAGCCAUACAGCAGUCCCGCCCUGAUGAACUGUCCCCGAGUAUCUGCGUCCAACUUAAACCGUAACCUGACUUACACCAGUCCAGUGCAACCUAAAGAAGUCUUCCCUUCACCUGACCCCGAAACACUUGGAGUCUCAAAUGCAUCACUUCAUCUUUAACUCCACUGGAUGGGACUCCUUGACUUCAACUGCAGUUAAAGUUACUCAGUUUCUAAGCUUGAUUGAUUUUUGACUAGGAAAUUUUUACAAAAUUCACAUGAACUUUCCAAUAUUAAUAAUAACUUAUCUACAGAGUGUCAAAUUCAGUGUUCGAUGAGAAGCGUUUGAGCGUUUUUUUACUGAAAGGCUUUGAAUGGGUUUGUAUUUUUGUGACAAUCAUGUCAAAUCCAAACAUUUUAUGUCAGCAAAACGUCGACCUGGGUGCUUUUUAUUUUUGGUUUGUCACGGGCAGAUUGGAAAUGAAUGUUUUGUAUUGUUGGCAUGCCUCACCAGUCGAGAUGUGAACCAAGUUGAGCUAAUUUAAAUCGGCCACAGUGCGGAUGUUACGAAUGCAGAAGCUGUAGUUUUAAUCCCUUGUAUAUACAUUCAUCGGAGUGAACAGAGUCAAGUUUUUAUUGUUGUGAUUUCAAGGAAAUAUUGUACUUCAUGACGGCUGUGUCAUCCCGUGAGUCAUGUUCAGUAUUAACCAAAGAGGAGACGUGUCAUUUUGACGAGGGUCGUUCUCACUGUAACAGACGUCUGCUUGGUGUUUUACCGUGAGCGAUUAUAUCGGCUCUGCUGUUGUACAACUAACCACAAGGAGAAAGUACACGUGAUGGGGCACAAUGGGAAAGAAAUGACUUGAAACCUCUUUCUGUUGUACAAUGAUAACUGUUUUUAACUCUCUUCAUCAUUAUAGGUGCUUACUGACGUCGUGAAACAUGGCUGUCCGGGCUUUGUUUCUGUCACGGUUUAAUGUGUCAAUGUUACCACACACAUGCUGCCUCCAUGUAAAUCCACGCACAAAAGUGACGACACGGCAAAUUAUGGUUAAGACUAGUUUUAAUGUCAUUUAUCAUCUGAGGAGUAAUGAUUUUGUAUUUUAUUUUUAUCCCUGUCUGUCGAGGUUUUUUGGUGAAUAAUGUAUCCAGCUGAAAUCAUUUAAGAUCCCUUCUCAAUGUCAGCAGGCUGAUUGCUGAAAUGAAUUUGAUUGUAUUACUUAUUAAAAUGAGUCCGUAUGUCAUUA